GAGAGAGAGGAGAGGACCCUAGAAAACUUGGCUUCUUUCUCCAACGGUCCUAAACUCAACGCCACUGUGUGAGAGUUGUUAUUUUAGAGUGUCGAAGACAAAUGCGAACGCGCGAACUGAGUUUCUGCAACCUCAAAUUCGAAAAAAUAGUUCGCGGGUUCUAGCCGCAUCCGCUCUCAAUCUCAAGACUAGCCAUUUACGAUCGCUGGUUCAAUUCAAAGUACUCUUCAGGUUAAUUUUGUAUUCUCACAGUUCAAAGUCAAGAUUCGGCUAGUUUCCACAUUUGGCGCCGAUUAGGGUUUUAUAACCCAGUGCUUGUUAUACUUGGAGCUCAUCGUCGGAGCAUUAGGCAAUGGGAGCUUUUAAGUUGGAGCUUCGUUGUCCCCAAAAAGUUGAUGGAAUUGCACUUGACCCUGAGCCUGAUUGGAGCUUCGAAGCUCUGCUAUCGGAGAUAGAUGAAUUGGAAAGAAAGAUCAACAGCUCUUCUAAGGUUUCAGUGCCUUUUACUAAAGAAAGACCACGAGAUAUAUCCGAUUCAAAGAGCAAUGGGAGGACUUCUGCUAGCCCAUUUGUUAUGCGUGUCUUCGAAGAUGAGAUGGACAACAUUGACAGUGAAGAUGAGGAGGCUCAUGAUCAAAGUUCUGUGGCAGCUAAACGGUUUAAUUUUGAUGAUCUUUAUCUCAGUGACAGUGAUGACUCUGGUGAUGACUCGUCUCUUGAAGCCCAACCCUGCCUGAUGGAGAAGGGUGAAUCAGGGGAAAGUAGUUUGUUCGAGCUAUCCCGUGAACAUCAGUUCAGAGUGAAGGAAGAAAUCAGGAACCAAAUAUCAGCAUUAGAGACAGAUCUGAAGACUGAAAGUCAAAAGUCUAUUUCUGCAAUCUUUCGAGUUGAGAGAUAUAGAGAAGAAAGAUGUGAAAUGGAAAGAAAACUUGAUACUCAAUAUCAACGCAAUAUAGCAGAAGCACUUAAUAAUCACUUGACUGCUGUCCAGCGAGACCUUGAAGUCAGAUCUCAAAUAGAAGAAAGAAAAAUAAGAAUUGAUGCUUAUGAAGAUGCUAAAAGAAAGGAAAAAGCUCUGCAAGAAGAAAAACUUCGACAAGAACGAGCUAAAGCAGAAGCUGAGGCAAAAAGAGCCGAGGAAGCAAAAAGAGCAGAGGAUGCAAAAAGAGCUGCUUUGGAAGCUCAGAGAAGAGCAGCUAAAGAAGCUGCAGAAAGGGAAGCUUCUGAAGCCUCAAGGAGGGCUGUUUCUGGAUCGGCACAAGAAGGAACUUACAGACCUCAGAUAAAUGCUUUGAAUGCUCAAUCCAGCGGAAAACCACCAGCGGCAGGUAAGAUACUGAAGGCUGCAGAAAGUGCUCUGAAUCUAGAGCAGGGGAGACUACAAAAGCUUAAACAGUUUGAUGAUGAAAACCAGGCACUGAGAUUACGCUCCAAAGAGGAUUUCAGGAAGUAUGAGAGGCAAAUUUCUAAGUUGGUUCAGCAAAUUACAGGAACAAAAGACAGUGUCAGACAAAAAGCAGGUGAACUAGUCAAUAUCUUUAAUGAUGCUCGCUGCCCUCAAUCUAUCAGUGUUGCAGCAUUUGCAAAGAAGGUUGUCUCCAAUUGUAAAACCCCGCGUAAUGCUGCUUUUGCAUGUGGCCAUGUCAUUGUUCUUGUUACUUCAAAGGUUCCAACUGCAAUGGAUCUUGUUCUUGCUGAGUUACACAGAGCUUGCAUCUAUACAGUUCCAAAGCACUACUCACAGUCAGCAUUUGAAUCAAAAGAGGCAUACUAUAAAGCUAUUGGAUUCCAAGAAGAUGAAGGAAAGAUUGAGAGUGUUGACAAUUAUUUGGCACGAUUAGAGUCAUAUAUGAAACUAUAUGGGGCACUGGUUCAGACAGAAAUUUAUGGGUUCCAAAAUGCGCAUGGCCUGAAAGAAGGUUGGGCAUGGCUUGCAAGGUUUUUAAAUGCUCUUCCUGCCAACAGAUAUACUGCUGUUGCACUUAACGCAUUUCUACACAUGGCAGGGUACUCUCUCUUCAAAAAGUACAAAUCUCAAUUCAGGAAGAUGCUGAACAUCAUUUCAGACAACUUCCUGAAUGCACUAAGAGAACGAGGCGAUUCAAAUCUGAACCCAGUCAUUGCAGAAAUCGACGCCUACUUAAAGGACAACAAAUUUCUUUGUGAGCCUGAGGGAAGGAGCCUGGAGGGCUCUUUGCUGUCAGAUGUUUAUGUGCCUGAAUCAGAUUACUACUAAUUGUGUAUUUAUAGGUCUUCUGGUCUUGUGUGAUUCCUGGAGAAUGUGUUGAAGAAAGUUUUGCCAAUCAGUCAUGUUGUAAGCCGUCAAGACAUAUUGUACUCUUGGUAGUUAUGAAAAGUGUACAAGGAAACUGUUGUGAAUUAGAACCAACUCGCUCCCCUUUA
Molecule: messenger RNA, 2403 nt
Organism: Prunus avium (sweet cherry)
Lineage: Eukaryota; Viridiplantae; Streptophyta; Magnoliopsida; Rosales; Rosaceae
Gene: GLE1
Product: nucleoporin GLE1-like protein
Biological process (GO): poly(A)+ mRNA export from nucleus
Cellular component (GO): nuclear pore; nuclear pore cytoplasmic filaments; cytoplasm
Molecular function (GO): translation initiation factor binding; phospholipid binding; inositol hexakisphosphate binding
Source: RefSeq, a predicted model, not a curated record